AUUUACAAUUUUGAAUGUACAUCUUUUACUUAUAAAAAUUGCAUUGAGAAACACAAAGGCACACAGCUGUGUCCGGUUACAGACACACACACGAGUAAAGAAAAAUUAGGCCUUCUUUUAGGAGUCGACCAUUUUGAACUGGAAAACCAAGAGUUGCUCAUGUUGUUGAUUCUUUGUUUCUAUAAAAGAGGCACACAAUAAUUAGCAGUGUUUCUUGUGAUGUCUAUUAUGCAUAAUACUAUUAACUGUUAACUACAACAUAUGCAUUACAAAUCAUUUUGGGUUGUGUCCAAAAGUAAAUGUAAAGAGACAGCUUCGAUUUCACAGAGACUGCACUCCCAAGGAAAUAUACAGCAUCAGCAGUUUCAGGAGAUGAAGAAUGACAUAUGUUUAUGUUUAAGUGACAAAGACCUCUAUCGGCCUUGGGAAGUAUGCACUCACUUAAAGUUAAUCUAGUAAAAUCUACAAAACAAAGAAUGAAAUAAAAUGUACAAUAAUAUCAAGCUAAGCCAUUGAACAAUUAGCUAACCCUUUUCAACAAGCACAUAUACAGAGUACUGGUUGUGUUCAAAAUGAACCGAUCUUUCCCUAAUGCCCAAUCUUCACUGUGCUCCAGAUGUGAACAUGAUGUGAGUCUUCACAAGAGCUAAUACUGAGCUUCAGCACCGACCACAGGACUACACAAGUUUGUCCAUACAAUGUCUGCUGAUCUAUACUGUGCGAGUAACUCAGGUGGAAAUAAUGCAAAUCUUCAAGGCACCACAGUGGGGGGCAGCAAACCUUUACACCGCUUCAUUAAAGGGCAACCCAAGAUUAUUGGCAUCAUUGCACUGGUCCUGGGCUCAUCUUUCUUCAUGCUUUCCAUCGUAAUCAUGCCACACAACUCUAUUCAAUUUAUAUCGACAACGGUCUCGCCUGGCUUCUUGCUUGGAACACUGUUCAUCUUUUGUGGGAUUCUAUAUAUUCUGACAGAGCACAACCCAACCAAGAAAACAGUAACCAUGUCGUUGGCUCUGAGUAUAGUCACCACACUGGGGGUAUGUUGGACUUUAAUGCACAUCUUGCCCAACACUAUUCACCACAGUUACUACAGGGACUAUGGAUUCAUUGAAGACAAUUUCACUCAUGAAAUCAUACCAGAUUGGUCAUAUGAGGAAAUGGUAAUGUCCGUGGCAUUUAUCUUCGUGGUCUACAGUGUUUUGGGUGCCAUUAUUUUCAUUGUAAUGUCAUGUCUGGCGGUAGCUGCCCUGCGUUCCACAAAGAGCCAGGCCAUUAUAGUGAUGACUACUACGCCGGAUGAAACACCAGUGGAAUAACGAGCACAAGAGGAAGGUCUGAAGUGCCAUAAAUUGAGCAUAGAGAAGAAGCAUGAAGCAUACAAAGACAGACAAGUAUUUAUCUUUGUGGGAAUAACAGGAUAUGUGAUUCCAUUUGUAGGUGGUUGCAUACAAUGCACUACAGAUAAUAUAGGUACAGUAUGUAUAUUGCCUUGUGGUGUUUCUGUGAUCUAUUACUACUUCCACCAUCAUGUGAGCACUAUAUUUCCCUCUGUUGAACAUUUGCCACAAGACCUGGCAGGAUGAUAGCAUUGAACUUUUACCAGUGCAUAGGCAAUUUACAGCUACUUACUCUGUAGUCUGGCUGUUUGCAGGACUACGGGAGAGGACAAAGGCCCGGGUGAAAUCUCUGUCUCUCUCUGAAAUAGUUGAAGAAAACUUGUAUUUUAAUUUCUCAAAAAGACUCAAAUUAGUCAAGAGCAGGCUUAAAUUGACAUAAGCUUGCUGGUGCUCUUGUUACAGUAAGGUCCCA
This is a messenger RNA of Anarrhichthys ocellatus (wolf-eel), 1809 nucleotides long. Its product is annotated as membrane-spanning 4-domains subfamily A member 4D-like. The record is from RefSeq and is a predicted model, not a curated record. Bases 699 to 1316 code for a protein of 205 amino acids. The transcript is spliced from 7 exons. NCBI's taxonomy places the organism in Eukaryota, Metazoa, Chordata, Actinopteri, Perciformes, Anarhichadidae.